Gadus morhua (Atlantic cod) is the source of this 4125-nucleotide messenger RNA. It is a transcript of the gene sack1c, whose product is annotated as family with sequence similarity 83 member C. Lineage: Eukaryota; Metazoa; Chordata; Actinopteri; Gadiformes; Gadidae. Gene Ontology annotation, molecular function: protein kinase binding. The transcript has 5 exons. The record is from RefSeq and is a predicted model, not a curated record. Gene Ontology annotation, biological process: signal transduction. The coding region runs from base 356 to 2233 and encodes 625 amino acids.
GUGUGUGUGUGCGUGUGUGCGUGUGUGUGUGUUCGUGUGCGUGUGAGAGCCCGAGAUGCGGGGAUAGACAGGGGGGAGUCAAGGAGGAGGCUGCGUGUAAAAGUGGGAGGAGCCAGUAGACGUGGAAACCAGGACAGGUGGCAACAGGUGAGCAGAACAGAAGUCAGACGCGUUUCACCGGGAGAGAGAAGGGUCCCCCGGGAAUACGGUUACCGUCUGACAUGACAGACGACAGCGGAACCUAGGAGCCAUUUUAUAACUUCGUUCCGGAGCGGAAAGCGACAACAGUGUUUGGGGAACAACAGCACGCCCAACUUUGGGUCCUGUGCACAGAGUGCCGUCGUUACGCGGCACCAUGAUCAGCUCGGAGAACCUGAGACCGGCCGGGAACGGACGGAAACCGCUCGGUAAACUCGCGUCCCGCCUGGAGGAGGUGAAGAACCCGUGGCGGCAGGUCGCCACGCUCGAGCUGAGCCACAACGAGGCGGCGCGGCUCGCGACGGACGCGCUACUGGAGCAAGGGGAGAAGGAGUACCGCCGCGUGCUCACCGAGGAGCGGGAACUCAACUUUCUGUCGCCGCUCGAGAUCCGCUACAUCACCGAGCAUGCCACCAAGGCGUGCGACGACAGCAACGGCACCGCCGGUUGCAACGAGCGGGACUUCGGGGACGGCGACGCGCUGUCGGAGCUCACCUCCGGGACCUACUUCCCCAUGAUGUCCGACGAGGAACCCCCGAUGCUGGAGCUGGGCUGGCCCGAGUCCCCGCUGAGGUACGGCCCGUCCGAGACGCAGAUCUAUUUCCAGAGAGACAAGUCCCACAACGUCAAGGACCUGGUCCGGUCGCUGAUCAACAAAGCCACCAAGGUGAUCGCCCUGGUGAUGGAUGUGUUCACCGACGUAGACCUGCUGUGUGACCUGAUGGAGGCGUCCAGUAAGCGCCGCGUCCCCGUCUACAUCCUGUUGGACCACAACAACCUGGACGCCUUCAGCGGCGCCUGCUCCGCCCUGGACCUCCAGAGCACCCACCUCUCUAACAUGCGUGUGCGCAGCGUGUGCGGGGACACCUACUGUACGAAGAGCGGCCGUAAGUUCACGGGUCAGGUCCAGGAGAAGUUCCUGAUCGUCGACUGUGAGGAGGUCAUCGCGGGGUCGUACAGCUUCACGUGGCUGUCGGCGCAGGUCCACUCCAACAUGGUCAUGCACUUCUCGGGCCGCAUCGCCGACAGCUUCGACCGGGAGUUCCGCUGCCUGUACGCCGACUCGCAGGUCAUCGAGUGCUUCAGCGGGCCGGAGGACGAGGGCCAGCCCUACUACACCUACCCCGUGGCGGCCCCGCCCGCCGGGGGGCCCGGCGGCACGGGGGUCGGCCCCGGCCUGGACGUCUUCGAGAGGCAGCGGGAGCGCGUCUGCUCGGAGAACUCCAGCAGCCAGUCCAGCAGCAGCGUCUCCAGCGUGAAGGCGUCGCCGGGGAUGAGCUCCAGCACCGUCUACAAGGUCACGCAGGGCGGGGACAAGGUCAGCCCCACCCCCCACGCCCCCGAGAGGAGGGGAGGGUCCGGGGAGAGGGAGCGAGGGGGAGGGGGCGGCGGCCUGACCCCGACGUUGCAGAACCACGGCCUCCAGGGAACCCGCACCACCACCCCCAACCGGGUGACCAACCAAAGCCCGCUCCCGGAGCGGACCACGCCCGGGUACGGCCCACCGGGCGGAAAGGACCGGCUCAAGUCCAGCCCGGCCGACUACCUGAGGCCCAACUUCAACCCCAACACCUCCAAGUUCCAGUCCAUGGGUCUGUACGACCACAAGCCCUCGGCCUAUCACAGCGCGGCCCUGCCCCCCGGCGCCGGCCCCGCCUCCAACGCCCACUCCCCGCCGCCCACCGCCAACGACGGCCGGCUGAUCGCGCGGCGGCCCUCCGCCAACCCGUUCCUCACCAAGCUCACGGACCUCUUCCUGCCGCCCUCCGGCAAGGACCGGGAGCCCGCCGCGGGGCGGCGCCCCUCCAGGGAGGAGGCCAUCCCCAGCUGGGGGGGUCCCGACCUGUCCCUCCCCCAGCCCGAGAGCCAGCAGAGCCCGCCCCCGCCGCCCCCCGCCGUCGCGGGCGGCGGGUUGAACCGCAGCGACGGCAAGAGGAUGACGCUGGGCCACAGCAAGCUGGACCUGGUGAACCACUACAACAAGCUCAAGUCCAAGCACGUGUACAGCCGCUUCGAGCUCAAGAACGGGAACUAGAGCCCCCGGGGGCGGACGGCUGGGGCUCCUCGGGGGGUGGGGGGGGGGGGGGGGACCGCUGAUCAAAUGAACACGACCCGGGUGGCGUGCGAACGGCAGGUCGACCAAUCACGUGAGCCCAUGUCGGGGAGACGGGAGGUGACGCACGACGUGGAUUAUUGAUUCCUGUGAAUGCGUCUUUUUCUACUGGUGGACCCAGAACACAGGUGUUCAGUGGUAUUGAUGAUUGAUACCUGGGGAGGCCUUUUCCGUGCCCGGCCCGACCCAGAGGUCUUCCAUCUCCGGGGGUCUUUUUGUCCCAGCUUCCAGCGAAGCCGGCGUUCCGGAGUUCCCUUUGUCUCCGAGCCAACGGGGAGGACGUAUGGUACACCCUACUGUACACCGUACUGUACACCGUACUGUACACCGUAGACCUAACAAAGCCCUGUUUACUGCUGUUGUCAACCUGCACAGACCACAGUUAACCUCCUUCCUAUGAUCACGGGGGGUAGAAUCCUCCAGCUAUCACAUGACCGCUCACGUGACCGGUCACGUGAGCUAUCAUGUGACCGUUCACGUGAGCUGUCACGUGAGCUGAGGUAUAAUAGUCCCCAGGUUCGUCAUGUUGUCCAAAACUGCCUCAAGGACCUUCUCUACAGAGGCGCUCAAGUUCUCUCGCUCGCUCGCAUUCCCUCUCUCGCUCACACUCUUUAUUGCUCUCUCUCUCUCUCGCUCUCUCUCUCUCUCUCUCUCUGUCUCGACCAUCCCUGUCUGUGUGCUAGCGACUCAUCCAUUUCCCACGGUGCCCCGACGGUUACGUUCUGUAGGAACGUUGGAUGUGGUGCAGAUUGCAUUCACUCAAUUCCUGAUAUCACUUGAUGUGAACACAGGCGAUCCUCUGUUCACGUUCUAGAUUCGACGAGAUAUUCAAAUACACAAACGCCCUCAUGGGAACCCAGUUCUCCCACAAUGCAUUAGUUGAGUUCAUACUUCCUGGCUUCAGAGAAGUCCUUACAUGCCGCUGUCGGUCUACUGCAGACCAGCUGAUCACCAGCCCUGAUUCAGUCUCUCGGACUAUGAAUACGUAUUCAUGUGUUCAUAACAUAUUCGACUGUGGCUUCCUCAAGAACUCCACGACAAUGGCCAGUGGAAUAGAGCAACGAUGGCUACAGUUACAGUUUAGCCGACAGUACUGCUCCCAGAGAUGAAUCCCUUCUCUGUUGGAGCAUGGUGCCUUUCCAACAGUUGACUGGAGAAUAAAAGUAGAACUGAACCAACUUAGUCACACCGGGCAAAUAUUUGACUUGUCAAAAUGAGAACAUUUGCAGUAUCAACCGAGGCGCUAAGUUGUGAAGAUCACGACAGCUAAUCGUCUGCUGUGUUUUCUAGCAUCUAUUGUUAUCUUUCUUUCUUUCAAAAAAAACAACAAAUGUUGAUAAAAAUUGUUUUAUACAACUAUGAAGUUUUUGAUACUGGAGAUAAACCUUCUUGUGGCCCUGUCGUGCAAGUGUACAUUAAUAACUACUGAAUUAGGGACUAAUGUAAAUAACUUGCCUGUGUAUACAAUGUUUUUUGUACAAAGUCUUUGCAUAAUGUGAAUGAAUACAGGUCUGAGCUGUUUGAGUAGGUCUUUGAGUUACCAGAAACUCUUCAAACACAUCCUCAACAACAUCCAUGAAACCGUCUUGUGAUUAACAUCCCGAGAUGACAGUAGUUCCUUGUGACCGUGUAGUUGUAAAUAUCACCUCUAGAUACUGUACCUUACAUACUGUACAUAGACAAAUGAACGCUGAUGCUUGGUUAUUGUGACAUGUGUUCGAGCUGGCAUUUAAUGUUACAAGGGGCUACUAUGAAAAUUUAUAACAGUGUUAAAACAUUUUCUAAGAUGCAAUAAAGAUACUUUUGAUCAGGUA